Messenger RNA from Porites evermanni, 3049 nucleotides. The record is from the annotation of a GenBank genome assembly. Lineage: Eukaryota; Metazoa; Cnidaria; Anthozoa; Scleractinia; Poritidae.
AUGAAUAUUAUCCAGGAUAUAGCAACAUUAUACUCUGCUCUUUUGCUGAUAACCGGUGAAUCAGGACAGGUUCGUUAUCAUAGCUGUUAUAAUUCAUAUUUCAGUUUUUGUUGUCUCACUUACUAUCUAUUUGCACUUGCUUUAUCUUUUUAAUCCUAGUAUUGACUGUGUUGAAAUAAUAACUUAAAAGUUCUCUUCCGGCCUCUACAUUCACGCGCCACAGCUAAGCUGGUUUUCAUGUUUGUUUUCGCUUCCUGAUGAGGGAGAAGUUAGUUUUCAGUUUCCAAAUGACAUAAGUCUACAAACAUUCUCAGAUACAGGCUCUCAAGACCACGGCAAUCGCGUAACGCAACACACGAUAGCUACGAUGCGUGACGUUUUCUUAGCCUACAAUGCGAGGAAGGCGAACGGGUUAAUGCGAGUAAGGGGCAGUGGGGAGGAGAAAGAACUUGCUCCCUUCCUCACGCGCCCUUUUAAACGCCUAUCAAGCAGGUUAUCUUCAAGCGGUUGAUCAGGUUUCAUCAUCAUCAUCAAUCUUUAUUUAUACACGAAAUCGUAUCAUUUUACAUGGUCUUCCUAGGAAUCGUGUUUAAAAGUGGACUAAAAUACUCUAAGGAACUAUUGACUAUAAUGUAAAAAUACAAAAACUUACUUUAUUAAUAAUAAGAGUUACAAUGGGUCAUGGUGUAUUAGAAUAAUCUUUCCCAUGAAUUGAAGUUUUAAAAACAUUUAAACUAGGGAGUUUUUACUGGUUUCCUGGAAAAGCAGGAUCAAGGAUCAGAGAUCAGUUGAAAAUAUAUCAAAUAAAUUACCCCUACGUGACUCAGGGUUUCCUGGAAAAGCCGAAUCAAGGAUCAAGGAUCAUGAUUCUUGAUCCGGCUUUUGCAGGAAACCGGUUGUUACUACGACUUUUGCUUUUUAAUACGAUCUCUUUCUAUGUAUAUAAUCUUUUGUUAUUGUUGUUGUUGUUGUUGUUGUUGUGUUUUCAUGUUAGCAUGUUUACUCCAUCAUCCAAUAAAGCACUACCUAUAAAACUAUCCUGCCUGCGAGAAAUCUCUCUGGGGGACCGAAUUUUAUAGUAAAUUUAAAACAGUAAACUGAUCCCUACGGCAGGGAGAGUGAUAGAGAAAAUGAAUAAAGAAAACAAAAAUAAAGUGGUGAAUUAUAUUUGCCAGAUAUUUCGGUUUCCAACACAAAAGAUUUUACUGAUCCAGGUCUACUAAAGAUCCAGAGGAUCCUCACUGGUUUGUCCCUGUGGUUUUGCCUUCACAAGAGUCUCCCUGGGGUAUUCUGGGAUCGAGUGACGGGAGCUGAGAGAGCCCCAGAGUCCUUAGAGAGUUUGCUUGCAGGCUACUUGAACUACAAUACCCCACUGGAAUUCUUUAAUUCACUCUGACAAAAGGCCAGUGCUGAAAAGCGCAGGUUGUGAGCCAUUUAUAGGUAGCAGAUUCAUAUUUUAACAACUUGGUCGACAAAUCUUAACUUUGCAUGCACACUGCCGUAACUGACCACUGACUGACGGAUCAUAGCCUGAGAAGCAGGCGUCGAAAGGGGUAGGGGAUAGGGAGGAAAAAGGAGGGGGAUUGGGGAGAGAGGGUACCCGCUCCCCUUUUUGCGCCUGCCACGCAGGCUAGACAGAUCAACACAGAAUUGCCGACAUUCAAAGUCAUUUUCUGUUGCGUGCAGAGGCGAAACUUUCUUAGUGUGAGCUGGCUUUUCGCACGCUUGCAGUUCACACUCGGCUCAAAGAUGAACCCUUUGCUCUCAACAAAAACAACAACAACAACAAUAAGCUUUAUUUGCAUGACCAUAACAAAGUAUUACAGUAUUGCAAAAGCUACUUGAAAUUACUCAUUGAUUCCUUGUAAAUUAAAUAUUUAAAAUAAUUUGAAACUUAUUAAUCAUUGUUUAUUUCUAACCAUCAGUAGGAUUAAUUAUUCCGGAGAUAAGUUUGUCUCUCAAUUCAAAGCAAGUUGAUAUAAAUGAAAUUAAUUGGAUGUUAAUAAAAUAGUCAGUAGAAUUCAUCAGAUGUGAUAAUAAGGACUCAUGUGAUUGUAGUCGUAGAAAUGGUAUUUUAGGUUCUAGUUUAGAGAAGAACAUAUCUCUUAUCGAAGAAAAACUUGGACAAUCUAAUAAAAAGUGAGUUUCAUCUUCAAUUCUGUUACAAUUGCAGAGAUUGCAUAACCUUUCGUCACGUGGUAGAUUGUCGUAUCUACCUGUCUCAAUCCUAAGUUUGUGACUGCUUAUUCUCAGUUUCACUAAUGUUUUCUUAGAAGGGUUCUUUCUUGUUAAAUCUAGGUAGACAGAAGGGCUAUAAUUCGUUUUGAUUUUAUAAUAAAAGUUAAGUUUUUGUGAAUGUUGAAGGGUAUGAUUCCAGUAAGUGAUAUAUUUCUUUUGCAUAAGAUCUACAUAUUGCUUAAUUUUACAUUUAUUCAGUAAAUUACAAUUAAAGCCUGGGAAAUCAUAGUAGUCAGUCAUCUUCUUAAGACUGGAGUAAAAACUAUUUUGACCACUAUGAUAAAGGUCAACAGAUAUUUUUAAAGAUUGUUUAACUAUAGAAUUUUCAUCUUUUUCUUGGAGAUAGUUUAAGUAAUUAAGUAUCUUGUUAUUUAUAUCAAUGAUCAGAGGGAAUCUGCCAAGUUCAGAUCUGCAUGCAACAUUGGAUGACUUGUUAUGGACUUCUAAAUAUCGUUUACAGAAGUGUAAAUGAGUUUUUUCGAUUCCGGAGUUAUCUCAGUUAUCUCAGGAUAUCAGACUCCUAGUACCCAGGUCCCAGUUCGUUGCUUUUUUUUCAACAUUGUUGUUUAUCACUCUCCUUUAAUUUUUUUCCCAUUUUUUUUCGCAGCUGAAUUAUCAGGGACGAGUGAUAAGCUACAAGGCAGAAGGUCGCAUCCACAAGCUCAAGUGGGUGUACGAUGGAACAGCAUGGGAUAUAGAGAGUGGAACAAGUGUUAAGGCUAAACACUAUCAAAGCAAACACGGAGCCAUUGAACACGCUGUUAAAGAACUAAUUGAUAAACUCAAAGCUAAUGGAAUAGUAACUGGUUGA